AUGGCAUUCGCACGUUGGAAAACACCACUCUCCUACCUCGGCCUCGCAACACUUGCCUACACGAGUCUCCAACUCACCAGCGAAGCAACCACUUUUCUCCUCCCCUCAACCCUUCAAACAUACAACCCCACAAACAAUAACUGGGCACUCGUAACCGGCGCAACAGACGGGAUCGGAUUCGGAUUCUGCCAGGAGCUCUGUUCACGCGGAUUCAACGUAAUCCUCCAUGGUCGAAACGCGAAGAAGCUUGAGCGACGCGCGCGCGAACUAGAAGCCGAGUUCCCGAGAUGCAAGACAGGGAUUGUGGUUCUAGAUGUCGUGGGAGUGAAUUCCAGCAUUGAUGAAAUCGCAACACAAGUACAUGAGAUAUUGAAGCAAAAUGGAGGGUAUCUAAGUGUACUUGUGAAUAAUGUGGGCGGGGAUGCGAAGCCGUAUACCUUGUUAGAUGGGAACACAUUUGCAGAGGCACAAGAGACUAUGGACAAGAACGCUGUGUUCAUGUUACAUAUUACGCGGGUCUUAAUUCCCCUACUUGAAGAGGGAGAACGCGGACUUGUUAUGAAUAUCUCGUCGGUAUCCGCCUACGGAAUGCCGUACAUCAGUGUUUAUUCCGCAUCGAAGGGCUUUGUCGAGACCUUUACGCGGGCGCUUGAAGCGGAGUGUGUUGCCGCGGGCAGGCAUGUAGACAUCAUGGGUCUACGAGUUGGAACAGUGAAAACAGCCGGGUUUGAUAUUGCGACAAAUCUGUUUGUUCCAACUGGACGAGUAUUGGCGUCGGCCGGAUUAAAUCGGGUUGGAUGUGGCCAAGUUAUCCCAUACGCAUAUUUCUGGCAUUGGCUUCAGGGAUUGAGUUUCUAUGCCGUUCCCCGGAGGAUGUUGAUGAAUAUCACUGUGAAGAAGAUGAUGUCGUUGAAGGCGGAACAGGAAUCAAAGGAGAAACAAGGAUGA
Messenger RNA from Penicillium malachiteum, 948 nucleotides. RefSeq names its product putative short chain dehydrogenase/reductase. Gene Ontology annotation, cellular component: endoplasmic reticulum. The transcript has a single exon. Bases 1 to 948 code for a protein of 315 amino acids. Gene Ontology annotation, molecular function: oxidoreductase activity. NCBI's taxonomy places the organism in Eukaryota, Fungi, Ascomycota, Eurotiomycetes, Eurotiales, Aspergillaceae. The record is from RefSeq and is a predicted model, not a curated record.